This is a messenger RNA of Linum tenue, 1251 nucleotides long. NCBI's taxonomy places the organism in Eukaryota, Viridiplantae, Streptophyta, Magnoliopsida, Malpighiales, Linaceae. The record is from the annotation of a GenBank genome assembly.
UCCAAUCACUCCCUCGACCUAAGCGGGGUAUUUCUUUAGCCUUGAGGCAGCCCACUUAAUGACGGAUUCCUUCAGCGAGUUGAUUGAAUUGUGUGGCUCUCUGGGAUAUUUUACAAAGGAGGAAUGUGUGAGUAAAGGGGAAAUGGAGCUGGAGCUGGACGAUGUCCUCUUGGUUCGGGAAGGGUUUGAUCAGAAGAAAAAGUAUGUCAAAGGGAAAGCAGCUUCCCACUUGUUAAAGCAGCUUGAGCUUGAGUGCGCUAUGCGGAGAUACUUGUGGCAAAAUUUUGAGAUGUGGUUCCAUGGGUGUCAUGAAAGGUUCCACCGAGGGAAGUGUGCUGAGACCUGCAGAAUGGUUGUCUUCAAGUCAUGCUGUUGUGGAAGCUUGAAGAAGGAGGUUUGUGGGAAGAGAUUAAGAGGUCCCUAUGCCCCUUGUCCUGUGAUGGUUCCAAUAUCAUGUGCUUGUGGUCGGACACGAUUUGAGGUUCCUUGUGGAACGGAGAAGGACCAAAAGUCUCCCAAAUGUCCAAAAUUGUGUGAAAUUCCUCCUCUGUGCAGGCAUGGCCCCAAAAUCAAGAUUUCUGCUGGGCAGCCUUGCUUUGGACGUCCAUGGUCCUGUGUGAGGAUCAGGUAUCAUGCAGCCUCCUUGACCAUAUCAUCACCGUGGCAAAUGGAGAAGACAUGUGCCUAUAAUCAGGAAUACAAGAGAAUUGUCUCCUGAGUAUUCCCAAGAUCCCAGAUAUCUUUGCAUCCAUUACCCGUACAGAGGAAGAUAUUACUACAUCAGUGUCAUCUUUCUACGAGGCAACAGGGACUCCAUCAGCUGUGACCCCAACAAGAAACCGGGCUUCUUACCCCCAAAACCCAGAGGAGAUAAGGACAAGGACCAACUUUGCCUCACAAGCAGCGGUAUCAUUUGCUCUAGAUGGAUAUAAGACAAGAUAUUCUGGCAUUUCUUGAUGGUAGGAUGAUGCGGGGAGACUGAACACUGAAGAACGAAUUGGAAAGUGGGGAUGGUGCAAGGCUUAGAAGUUGGUCCCCAGCACUGAGUAUGCUUCUGAGCUUCACACCUGGGGUACAGGUCAGCAUCCGCAAGUAGAUCAUUAGGUUCUUCUGAGUACUUACAAUAUUAUGAGUAUUAGACCGUGUUUCUUUGGAUUACAUUAGAAUAUUUUUAGUUAUUAGUAUUUGACAAUGUAAAUAAUAUUAUCUCGGAUCAUGAACCAUGGAAUGAAUCAUGAAAUAUUGAUGGGU